Symbiodinium necroappetens is the source of this 840-nucleotide messenger RNA. The record is from the annotation of a GenBank genome assembly. NCBI's taxonomy places the organism in Eukaryota, Dinophyceae, Suessiales, Symbiodiniaceae.
GUACUCCAGCACGGGGCCUGCCUCGGCAUCGGCACAGAGCUCAGCAAUGGAGCGCUCAAUGAACCGACUUGGGUCCAGUGCGAGGUUCCAGAGCUUCUGUUGCGGCGACUUCCUUCUGUGGCAACAUACAUCAUGAUGAUCAGGAAGAAGAUGGUGGAGACGAUGACCGUGGCGAUGAGAGCAAGCAGCCACGUAGACUACAAACGUCUUUUGUGUAUGGCGACUGCGGACGAAAGUAUCUACGAUGAGCUGACCCAGACGUACACGGACACUGCUGUCGCGGGUGAGGCAGUCGGUUCUGCGUCGCAGAAAGCAAUCGACGAGCUUUGCCCUUAUGGCGUAUGGGCACUUGCUUUGAUUUCAGGUUCUUACGUUCUAGGCCUAUCCGCUGCGUCCGAGCCCAUGGAGCUGGGGAGGCGGCGGACCUUCGUAAACUUCCUAGUGGUGUUCCUCUUCGCUGCUCCACCCGCAGCUGCACUGCGACCUGGGAAUGGACAGCCCUGCGCAGAUUCGGCUGUGAAGGGCCUCUCAGAGGCAGAUGCUGCAAAGCGCUUCUUCAUGCUGGCCGAGCUGGUGGAUGUCUCCGGUGUCACUUGCCUCGACAGGCUGCGGAAUCUCCAAGCUUCCACGGACAGCCAGGGCUUCAUGCCUGACGGGGCCUGGACCAGCUGCCUGAAGAAGGCCGUGGACUACGAGGUAUGGAACAAGGACUGGAUACGCCAGGCCCGGUUUCAUCGAAGCAGCAAGCCGGGAGAGGAGAUUCAGGGGCCUGCAGGCUCGAUCCUGACUGGUCUAGGGUUCCAUGGUUUUUUGGGGGCUUCGGAAAGGUUUAGGGUUUAA